Molecule: messenger RNA, 17788 nt
Organism: Porites lobata
Lineage: Eukaryota; Metazoa; Cnidaria; Anthozoa; Scleractinia; Poritidae
Source: the annotation of a GenBank genome assembly
AUGGCUGGUUGUUGCUUUGCUGUUAAAGCACUCUUCUUGGCCUGUGUUCUCUGGGGAGCUUGGCUAAGCUGCAUUGCUAGUGCAAAUCAAGGUAUGACUAAAGCCAGUUGUUAACAUAUGCACACACCAUACAUUCACCUUAAUUCUCGUUUUGCUACUAAGUGUAAUAUUUUCAAAAAAACCUUUAAGGAGGACUUUUUCAAUUUUGUUCAUAAACAAGACCUUACACUUUACUAAACUUACAGCUUACUAUUAUAACCUUCGCCGCCUCCCAUUUGCAAAAAAGUUGAAACUCAACAUGGGAGAGGACUACACAGUCUAUGCUAAGCAAAACGAACCAGUCAGGUCCCAUGAUUUUUGGCUGAAGUUGUUGAUACAGUAUUACUUAUAAUGUCAGUGCCCUAAAAACAAAAAGUAUAAGAGAAAAAGCCAAGGCGGGCUAGAUUACGAUGUAGUGUACGAUCGAUAGCUUCUGACCAUUUCACAGAUACUCCAUUUUAGUUCCAAAGUUUUUUAAAUUUCAUUGUGAAAUAUUUAGCUGCUUAACAUUCAUGGUAACCUGUUCUUGUUGUUGUUGCUGUUGGUGGUGUUAUGUUUUUGUCCAGCAAGCAGUCUGCAAAGGAUCGGUUAUUCAUUUAUAAACGAUCACGGUCGAGGAGCGUGGGAGAACGAAAGAGUGCAUUGAUGUUUUUUUAACGUGUUCUCUGAAUUAACGUGAGUGAAAUUAGUAGUGGAAUAUAAUUAAAAAAAGACUAAGUGGUUGAGACGCUCUGCGUUCAGUUGAUCUUACAAGUGUGGUGGGUGAGGGCGACCUUGAAAGCUGCUGGCAGACCUGGAAAGACCUAUUUCUUGCUGCGGUAAAAGACAAUAUUCCAACCAAGCGAUUGAGAGGUCGAAACCCUGUGCCCUGCCUCACAGGUGCCGUUAUCAAUCUUAUCAAGAAAGAGGAAACCGUACGCAAGAAACUAAAAUUGCACCCGUCGGAGUCACUAAAAUCCAAAUUUCAAACUCUGCGUUCACAAGUAAAGCGCGCGAUCAAAGAAAGCAGGGAAGAGUUCUUUGAGUCUGCUAACAUCGAGUUCAAGAUCAAUCACGUCUCUGGUCAGUAUUAACAACUCGCUCAAAGUCGCAUAACAUACCACAAAGUGUCUCCAUGGCAACUGGUAACCUAUGUGCAACCGCUGACACGCCAGAAGAAAUCGCAGACAUUUUUAAUAACUAUUUCACUUCAGUGUUCUCCGUUCUUCAAGAGGACAAAGUAGAUGAAGGCGCAGGGAAAUUCCCUGCCGCAGAGCCCCCUCCCCCCCUUGAGCGAUAUUGUGUUGCACGUCGGCGAACUUGAGGCUGUCCUAAAAUCACUAGACCCAAACAAAGCCACUGGUCCAGAUGAGAUCCCGGCAAGAAUCCUAAAGAAAACCGCGACUACUAUUGCUCCAUCACUAUGCAAGCUGUUCAACAGGUCUCUGGGGGAAGGCUACAUACCGUCUGAGUGGAAAUUGGCCAAUGUAGUGCCUGUCUAUAAGAAGGAUAAAAAAGAUCAUGUUGAAAACUAUAGGCCUAUCUCCCUACUUUGCAUUAUUUCUAAAGUCAUCGAACGCUGUGUCUUGAAUCGCAUCAAUGACCGAUUAGAAGAUCUGAUUGCGGACUGUCAGCACGGGUUUCGGAGUGGACACUUAUGUGUCACAAAUCUACUAGAGACCCUAGAUUACAUCGGUGCUGUUCUUGAUAGAGCUGGUCAAGUAGAUUGUGUGUAUUUACACAUGUCCAAAGCCUUUGAUAAGGUUAGACAUGACCUCCUUAUGGAAAAACUGCGGGAUGCUGGCUUCGGAGGGAACCUGCUCACAUGAUUUCACGCGUAUCUCUGUGGCAGGCACCAACGCGUCACCGUACUAGGAGCGACAUCACGCGAUCUACCUGUCACCUCUGGAGUCCCUCAGAGUUCAAUACUCGGACCUGCUCUUUUCUUGUUAUAUGUGAACAACCUUCAGAUUCUACCCUCAAUCGCAAAGUGGCAAUGUUUGCAGAUGACACUAAAGUAUACAAGGUAGUGAUGUCUGAGGAUGAUGGCGCCGCUCUCCAACAAGAUCUGGAUAAUCUGUCUUCAUGGUCCGCUGCCUCUGGCCUAGCCUUCAAUGAUAAGAAAUGCAAGCUUCAGACCAUUACGAGGAAGCACAAGCCCAUCUGUUCGAGCUACGAGGUUAACGGCAGUACCAUCAAGUCCUGUGACGUAGAGCGUGACCUUGGCAUCUCCUUGGACUGUGACUUGACUUGACACGCCCAAGUCUCUCACCAAGCUGCACAAGUUGUUAGGUUUCGUUAGGAGGAACUCUAGGUUUAUUCACAGUACUUCCGUAAGGCGCACAUUGUACCCCGGGCUUGUUCGUGCUCAUCGUGGCUACGCAACCCAGAUCUGGGCGCACCAAGGCAUUGAACUAAUUUCUAAACUUGAAAGUAUCCAAAGACGUGCCAUCAAAUUCAUUCUUUGCUUGCCUUUUUUAACAAAUAUCUCUUACAAAGAAAGACUAAUGUCUGUAAACCUACUUCCAGUGUGCUACUGGCACGAGUUACUAGAUCUAGUAUACUUUUACAAGGCUACGCAUAAUAUGAUUCACUUAGAUCCGUCUGUUGUUCCCUACGUCAGAGAAUGCGCGCGAAGGACCCGUAUAUCUGUAACGAGCUGUCAAUCUUUUGUGCCUAAAAAAUGCAGGACUGCUACCUUUCAGAAAUCUUUUUUCAAUUGAACCACUAGAAUCUGGAACCUGCCUAUUACUAGACUUGACCUAGAUAAUGUUACUUUUGAGAACUUUAAAUCUGUUCUUUACGGUUAUUGCUCGCGGGUUCUAGCAAUAAACUAUGGCCCGGACUCUCCAAGGGGCUUCAAAAGUAUUUGCUUGAAAUGUAACACAGCCAGGUUUUUAGACCAAGAAAUUAGCUGCUGCAUGUGAUUUAAAUUGCUACUUUUAUAUCCUUUUAUUUUUUGGGUCCGCAGUAAUUGGCUUUCGCUGUUGCGGUGUCCCUGCCCAAAUAUUUAAGUUAUUAUUAGUGUGUUGUUACGUUCUUAUAACUAGUAUUUGCAUAUCUUCUGUGUCUUUCUUUUUUCUGUAUUCUACAGGGCAAAGCUAAUAAAAUAAGUAAAAUAAAAUAGACGUUAACAUUGCUAUUUUUUUUUAAUGUAUCUUUUAGAUACCUGUGGCCACAUUCGGUAUUUGAAGUUUUUUGAUCGGGAGUAUGGCCUUUAUAUGUAUCUUCAAGGCCACACCUUUUUAAACCUUUCCAUUGGAGCAAGCAAAUCUUGCGAAACGGAAUGUCUUUACCGGAGAGAGUGCGUGGCAAUCAACAUUGGUCCAGCAAUUAAUGAUAUGAGGGUCUGUGAGUUGUGUAACUCAGAUCACAUACAGCAUCCAAAUGAUUUAAAACGAAGAGAAGGUUGGAUGUAUAAAGGUACACAGGUAGGGCGAAUUUCACUGGAAUAAAUUAAUCACGGCAAUGGUUGUGAAUUAUCUUGUGGUAAGCGUUUAACUGUUCAUAGCCCAAAAAGUGAAGUUUUAGCUAUGGAAGUGAUGAUGACAAUGACGAUCAAAAGAUAGUGAUGACGACCCUUGGGUGUCAGAGACUUUUCAUAUGCGGUUUCCUGUUUCGGUUAACUGUUAUAGUGACCGCUCGUGUCUUGGGUUCUCUCCCGAAGAUUGCACUUGUCCGUCUUCCCUCCAGACAGGGGGAACCAACCAAAACGGACUUUUACAAAGUCUAGCCAAAGUUCUGUCGAGCGGCGAUGAAGAAGACAUAAAAUAAUGAUGAGAAUGGUAAUAGGGAGCAUUGACUACUUGCAGUCUCUAAGGAUUGUCGCGCGUACGAGAAUGUUACGUGUGAGCGAGCGUGCGAGGCCAACGCGCAAGGAGGAAGACGGAAAAGGACAAGCCUCUCUCCAGUUCCCUUCUCGAGGGUCUGAAUGGGGGGGUACCUAGAUAAAAUUAAACACUUCAUUUUUUGGCUUUGUAACAUGAAAUGGUUAAAUUUUAGGCAUUUUAACACUAACAAUAAAGAUUCUUUGAAACUAAUUUUUUCCCAGAUAGAAGCAAAAACGGCUCCAAAAAGGCCAAUAUUUUUUUUAGGAUAUCAAGGAGUUUUUGGCCAUUUCACGACAAUUCCUGAUUAUUUCAGAAGAUUUCCGAAGACUAACGAAGAGGUCCGAUCAUUGCCGAAGAUGUCCGAUGAACCCUCCAAACACUUGACAGUAUUUCUUCGGAAACAGUAAACAUUAAAAAAUUGGCUAAUUUAACAGCAAACACUCAAAAUUAUGGGCAAAUAACACCAAACAUUAAACCCCAUUCAGACCCUCCUUCUCGAUUGGUUUGCUCUCUCGAGCUCUGUCUAGUCUCGAUUUGACCGACUGAAAAGGGAACUGCUCGAAGUCUACAAGACUCCUACAAUAUAAUAUUAAAAUUUCAUGAAGUCUAAAUUACGCUUUCACUUUCACUAGAAUAUUUGUGCCUACAAACCUUGCUUGAACAAUGCAAAGUGUUUCCUUGGAUACACGGACAAGAGGUUUCUUUGCGAAUGCCAGUCUGGUUACACGGGAGAACUCUGCGAAACAGGUGAUUAUGUGGCCAGCAAACGCAGACAUAUUCAGUCCUGUUUUCGCUUGUCUGCGCCGCAAAGAAUACUUUUCGGGCAGAAACAAACUGGAAAUACGUCUACGUCUACGUCUCUCAUGCACGGAAUCGCCAGCUGGCUCGCCGGCUUUUGCUUCGAGAUGGUUAGAAAAACGAAAGUGUAUCCUACCCAGAAAUAGAGAACAAGUGAAUGUUGCUUAAUAAGAAAUAAUCAACGUUGUCAGGGUUAAAAAAACAUCUGUGCCCCCCCACCCGAAGGGGGGUUCCGCAGCAAAGUUUUAUCCUGGAUAGCUCCCCCUUUAGGUUAACCUGAGAUCAGGCUCUAUAUUCGUUUCACUUUGAAAAUAAUAUUCCGGCGGGCGAGGCGAAACGAAAAGCGGUAGCCGUUAGAGAGAAUGUAUGAGAACCGCUAAAAUUGGGCCUGAUCUCAGGUUACCUUGAGGUCCAGCUCCUUACCCUCCUAUAUAAUAUUUUUUGAGAGAAAAGGUACCCCUCCCUUUACCCAGUACCAUCCAUUGACAAAUGGUACCUCUUUCAAAUACCUAGUUUAGAACUUUGCAUUACUUUUAGCUGCUGUAAAUGUACUGUCUUUAAACUGUGAAUAAAUCACAAAACUGGCCAGGAAAUUUUGUCGACUUUUUCACAGCCAUAAAAUCCUUCUGUUGGCCCUUUUAGGUCCUUUUACAGACCGAAAUGACACAGAUUUCUCUACCCUCUCAUAUACUUCAACUAUUGAAAUCCCAACCCUUUCAUACACCUGAGGUCUGGAAAAGGUACCCUUUUCGCAAUUCGGGCGAAGCUUCCCCGUAUAAGCCAUUACAGGGGGUACCCCCCGGGAUUUAUGCUUGCUCUUCUCGCAAUGAGUGAAACAAUCAGUCUUCCCUUAAGCAAUCAGCAUGCUACAAACUUGAUUAUUUUCUUGCGUUGAAUGUCGGCAAUGGUUUAUAUACGAUGUACGAGGUUGGUGGCUAAUUGAUCGGAUAUUGUUUUCUUUUCUUUUUUUUAGACCUGGACGAAUGCAAGGAUAAAACUCAUCAGUGUGACGUAAAUGCGAACUGUACCAACAUUCCUGGCUCAUAUAACUGCACGUGCAGGCCUGGCUACAGAGGAAAUGGGAGCAUUUGUAAAGGUAAAACUUGCUGAUAAAUAUCAUAAUAAGACUUAUUUAUAUUCAUUUCUUGUUUUUUUCGUUUCCUUACUCAGACAUCGAUGAAUGCGAAAAGCGAAGCCACGAUUGUCACAAAAAUGCGAACUGUACCAACAUUCCUGGCUCAUAUAACUGCACGUGCAGGCCUGGCUACACAGGAAAUGGGAGCAUUUGUAAUGGUAUAAUUAACUAUCCAAACCUUCUCUUCAUUUUUCUGCAAAUAAUUUAGUUUUCUCAGUAACUUAACAUUUUACUCCCUCCAGAAAUUGAUGAAUGCAAGGAUGGAAGUAAAUAUGCGUAGCAGGCGCAGGGAAGUAUUUGGGAGCAAGAAAAAAACGGGUGGUGUCCCCUGCUUUCUUGCGCUUACUACUUCCAAGGGCCUGUACCAACAUUCCUGGUUCUUUCAACUGCAUAUGCAGGCAUGGCUACCAAGGCAGUGGGAGCAUUUGUAAUAGUAAAACUUGCUGAUAAGUGUCGUGAUCAGAUUUAAUUCAUAUUUAUUUCUUUUUUCUUUUUCUUAUUCAGACAUCGAUGAAUGCGAAAAGGGAAGCCAUGAUUGUCACAUGAAUGCGAAUUGUACAAACACACCCGGCUCUUAUAACUGCACAUGCAGGCCUGGAUACACAGGCUAUGGGAGCAUUUGUAAAGGUAAAAAUUUGCCGGUUAAUUUUUGUGAUGCGCCUUUAAAGAGUCAGGACUCAUAGCUCCCUUUGGUAGUACUCCCUUGGAUACUCUUUCCAUAGUUAUUCUUACACUUAAAACCAAGAUGGUCACCUGUUACAGACUUGAACAAUGAAAAGUGUUUUUUUGAAUAUACGGACAAGAAGUUCUUUUGCGAAUGCCUGCAGUCUGGGAUAGAAAACAUCUGUGCCCCCCGGGGUAGGAGGAAUUCCGCAGCAAAGUUUUAUCUUGUAAAGCUCCGCCUUGAGGUCAAGCUCCUUACCUUUCUAUAUAUUUCUUUUGAGAGAAAAGGUACCCCUGACGUCCCUUACACAGUACCUUCAACUGGCAAAUGGUACCCCUUUCAAAUACCUAAUUUGGAACUUUACAUUACUUUUAGCUGCCGUAAAUGCACUGUCGUUAAACUGUGAAUAAAUGAGAAAACCAGGAAAAUGUCUCGACUUUUUCACAGCCAUAAAAUCCUUCUGUUAGCCCUUUUAGGUCUUUUUACAGACUAAAAUGACACAGAUUUCCCUACCCUCUCAUAUACUUCAACCACACCUGAAGCCUGGAAAAGGCACCCAUUUCGCAAUUCUGCCGGAGCUUCCCCGUAUAGGUCAUUGUAGGGGGUUCCCCCCCGGAUUUAUGCUUGUUUUCUUGUUUUUUUUUUUUAUAUAUUAGACCUGGACGAAUGCAAGGAUAAAACUCAUCAGUGUGAUGUAAAUGCGAACUGUACCAACAUUCCGGGCUUAUAUAACCUGAGAUCAGGCUCUAUUUUCGUUUCGCUUUGAAAAUUACAUUUCGGCGGGCAAGACGAAACGAAAAGAGAGCCUGAUACAAACCUUCUACGAAAUGUCUGCCGCCCACUUUUUUGAUUGAUUGACAUUUGCCGAAUCAGCCAAUCAGAAUUACUUCCGUUGCUUGUUUUUCUAGUAUGCAAAUUUUUCACGCGUGGGAAAAAUGCAGACUGGCUGACUUAAAAUAUAGCUUUUGUCUGUUAAUCAAAAUGCAUCUUGUUAGCGGUCAACAACUUGCAGAGGGAUUCAACUCCGCGAUACACUCACUUUCCGUAAAUAAAGCAAAUCCUGAGAAGAUAUGAACAACCACAUGAAUUUUCUGAAUUUCCAUGGCACAUAUUAAGGCAUAUUUUCGUACCAUAAGACCAUAAAACAAUAAAAAGACAGCAAAAUCGAUCCUUCUCUCCACCGACGACGGAUCAUUCACGAAAACAACCACGCGAGGAAUAAGUGCUUUCAACUUUCAGCGUUUCCGACAGCCAAUCAGAUCUUGUGGCAUUGUUCUAACAGCCAAUCAGCGUUACGGCCAAAAUCUGGCCGUAACGAGCACAAACUUGUAAUAGUUUGUAUCAGGCCCAAUUUCAGCGGUAGCCGUUAGAGAGAAUGUAUGAGAACCGCUCAAAUUGGGCCUGAUCUCAGGUUAGGGCUCAUAUACUGCACGUGCAGGCCUGGCUACACAGGAAAUGGGAGCAUUUGUAAUUAGCUACCCAAGCCUUCACUUCUUGUUCCUGCAAGUAUAUAUUUAUGUUAUCUUUGUAACUUAAUAUUUUCUACUCCCUCCAGAAAUUGAUGAAUGCAAGGAUGGAAGCCAUGAUUGUCACAUAAAUGCCAACUGUACCAACAUUCCUGGCUCUUACAACUGCACGUGCAGGCCUGGCUAUCAAGGCAAUGGGAGCAUUUGUAAAGGUAAAACUUGCUGAUAAAUGUCAUAAUAAGACUUAAUUUAUAUUCAUUUCUUGUUUUUUUCGUUUCCUUACUCAGACAUCGAUGAAUGCGAAAAGGGAAGCCAUGAUUGUAACAAAAAUGCGAAUUGUAAAAACACAGCUGGCUCUUACAACUGCACAUGCAGGCCUGGCUACACAGGCAAUGGGAGCAUCUGUGAAGGUAAAAAUUUGGGAAGACCUUAGAUAACAUUGAUCUUAACCAGGUUGUGGCGUCCAGCGGUUUAAGAGAAAACAAGAAUUUAGGUGCCGGUCGGGUGCUCAGUCUCGCGGGCUCAUAUAACCUGGUCUCAGUCAUUCUUAUCUAAAGAUUUUCAAACAUUUUCCGAUUAAUUUUUUAUGACGCGCCUUUAUAGAGUCGGGGCUUAUAGCUCCCUUUGAUACUCUUUCCCUAGUUAUACUUACACUUAAAACCAUGAAGAUGAUCACUUAAUUGUUACAGCAGUAAGCGCUCGAUCGCAACGAUCUUACGGAAGCAGUCUUUGAACUGCUCCUUGAACUUCAUCUUUUUAAAAUUUCUGUGAUUCCAAUGUAGGAGGUAGGUUUAUGUGUAAUUCUGGCAUUUUGUUUUUUCAGAUGUUGAUGAAUGUGCUGACAACUUACAUGACUGCGACGCUAAUGCAAACUGUACAAACAUCCCGGGAUCCUAUCGCUGUGUUUGUAACCCACCAUAUAAUGGAUAUCGGAAAAAGUGCAUUAAAACACGUGAGUGUAGCAUUAAGCCCAGAAAUAUAAAAUGAUCCGAGUGAAAGUUGGAGGAGAAUGGGGGAUUGAUGGCUUAGGGCUUGUUUACAUGGUGGUGGGGGACCCCAGGUAGAUGAGGAGAUCCGCUUAGGUUGGGUAACCCGCCUGUCCAUAUAAUCUCUCAUUUUAAUUUGAUGUCAUUUACAUGAUAGGUGGGGUGGUCCCCCACCUCCAUGUAAACCGGUCAUUAGUUGGUACUGCGCCUUGGAUCCAAAUGACGUUUAGAGAAGGCAACAAUUGCUUUAGGCCCUUUAUAGGGUGGAUUUCCACUGUCGCGUAAUUUUUACGUGCGUUCGAGCAGAAAAAUUUAAUUACAUUCGCAAAUAAAAGAGAGGCAAUAUAUGAAGGAUCGCGCGUAAAAGUAAAAGUUGAACCUCGCCCAACUUCACGUUUAAGUGCAACACGGCUUCGUACCUUGUCUAUAUUUUACUUACGCGAGUAAAAUUUACGUGCGUUUACACGAGCGCGAAAAUUACGCGUCCACCCUUCAUGCAGGUGCGACAAGAAAGGCCUGAAAAAAAAUCCGGGCUUGAAUCGGAUUCAAACUCUUGACCUAUGCGAUACCGGUGCAGCGCUCUAACCAAUCGAGCAAGCAAGCCAUCUGGGAGCUGGUCAUUAUAAAAAUGGGUCAUUCCCUGGGUUCAAACCUUUCACAAAAAUAGGUCAUCUCCGAAUUAUCACUUUCAAAAUGAGGCUGAGUGCAAAAUCUUUCUUGUGAAAAUGACUUUUAUUUGCAUGAGAAUAAAAAAUCAUUUUCAUAUCGCACUUAGGCUCGCUUGGAAAUAGAGGCUUAGAGCAACUGUUGAUUCGUAAUAUACCCGGGAAAGAUUACGGGCUUUCUACCUGUAGAGCAGUUUUGGAUUAGUGACUGCAUAUAUGCAAAAGAGGUGGGGAACCUAAACGCUGAGCUCAAGUUCACUUGGAGGAUUCAUGAAGGCUAAUGAACCGUAGUAUUUAGUAAGAAUUGUAGCAAGCAUGGCAUGAUAAUAAAUUUAACUGUUUUCAUAUACAAUCCUCUCUAUUGGCGAGUAACUGCGAACGUCGUUUUCGUCGCCCUUUUCUCAUCAAAUCGUCAGCUUUUCAACGAAGUCGUCGCAUAUUAAUAGUUGUUCUGCAUGGUAACGCUACUGGUCCUACUGGGGAGCUCGAGCAACCACCAUGACGGCGAAGGUAACAUGAAAAUAAAAAGAAACAUGCAACAGGUUUGAGUGAUAAACAGAAAAAAAAGCCUGAACGUGCAGCGCACUUUUUGGCAAAUUUCCUUGCCAUUGUCGCACGAGUGACGUUCUCAAACUUUAUCGAAAUGGCAAUGCGAUCGUAGCUUUAGCCCCCGCCCAGACGUAUGCGGAUAUUUUUUAAUCCACAAAUUUUUCUUUGCAGAUUCAAAAAUUUCCACGUCCACACGUAUCCGUAUUCAAAUCGAAUUUGCCCGUCCACACGACACCGGAUUCACUCUCAGUUCGUCAGCUAAUUUGUAAUAAAGCGAUCUUCGGCUCAAGCAAAAAUUUUAUCGCCAGUCUGUUUCACUGAUAAAAUUGUCCCAUCAAGCACUAUAUUUCGCUCGUUUGACUUGUUUACGGCGUCCAAUCCGUCCGUCCCACAUGGAAAGAAGCUUCAAAAUCUCAAACCGCCGUUUGCCAUAAUUGAAGUGUACAGUAAUCAUAGCUACAUUGAGAGACAAACGUGUUGAGACACGUCUAUAAAAUGCCCCCCUUUUGAACAGUGGACAUACCUAUCCCCUUCCCCUGAGUACCCCCACCCCCUUCCCCCAAAACCAAUGUUAUGUUUUAGACCCUGAAGUCUUUCUUUAUCUACAAACAACAUUGAUUCGGGGGUGGCGUGGGGGAUUUAUGGCGUUUAAAUAGAAUGAAAUAAUAAAUGUAUGAAAAUGUUGAUAAAAGCACUCGUUUUAGACAAGUGUGUCAACUACUCUUGUCCCUGAUUGUAGGUUUACCUGCGCAAACGUUAUAAGACUUGAAACUGAAGUGCAAGAAGUAAAGAAGCGAUAAUAUUGCGCUGGGCACCGUCUUGAAUAUUCACGGUAAAGACCUGGGCAAAACGUUACAGUGUAAGGAAAUAUCCGGAUUUUGCGCCCACAAAAGUGGCUCUUGGCGCCCACUCAAAGAGUCUGAAAUGUCAUACGUCUCCACCCCCUAACCCGUCGGGUCUCUCUUCCCAGCGCUCCCCACCGGUUAGGAGAUGGGUAAGUGUGAUUUAGACUGAGCGUCCACAUGAUUCCGGAUUUAUAACUCAUUCAAAAAUUUCCUCUUUGGAGAGCGGAUUCAGAAAGUAGCGGAUUCGUAUGCCGGAUUCACCGGAUACGUGUGAACGGAAGCCGGAUCCGUAAAGAAAAAGUUGCGGAUUCAAAAAUAUCCGGAUACGUGUGGACGGGGGCUUAAUCCCUAAGAUUGUCGUUUCAUAAAGCGAUUUCGCGACUUCGCCCAUAGAGAGUCUCAUAUACCUUUAGCACGACUAUCCGUGCACAGCUACGGUGAGUGCCAUAAUUUGCUGGAUUGAUGCACUUUUCCGCGUGCGAUCAUACCAAAGACAUGAACCAAAGAUUUCUUUUCUAAGGUGGUUUUAAUGCAUCAACUAUUCUUGGCAACGACAGUAGGUAUUUGGAGAAUUUCACGUUGUUUUUGGAGCCCGUGAUCAAUAGUUCAGUCCGUAGUAGAUUUGUGAGGUGUUGGCACGCUAAAGAGGACGGCUGGGCGGCAUCUACGUUCCACGGCAACUGUGAUGACAAGGGACCCACUGUAACUAUCAUUCAAGUCGGCAGUUUUAUAUUUGGUGGAUACAGUGAUGUAACCUGGAAAAGCCCCGUACCGGGUGAGUGCAUGUACUAGGAGAAUCAGGAAUUGUUUAUUUUGCUUGCUAACAAUGAAGAACGAUAAAGUAGUACAGCGGCUUUUGGCCUGAUGUUUUUAUGUUUACGUACAAUCAAGGCGAGAAAGUAAUUCCUCAGCAAUCAGAGUUGGCCAUUUUCAUGAUGACAUCACUCGAAAUGAACUACCAGAAGUUUGUUUUUCUCUAAUUCACUAUUUAAAUUAAAUUAUCCCAAAAACCUGCACGAACAACACUUGGUCAGGUUUAAAUCUUAUAAGAAUCGAUUUUGAAAAACAACAUUCUUUUUGUAAAACAAAAGUCAAUGAUAAAAAAAGAAGAAUCGAUUUUGUCUUCAAAUGUCAUCAUGUUAUCAAAGAUAAUAUAUCAGUCCGGGCCACAACCAGAUCUGGAUAUAUGAUGACGUCACCCAAAUUUGCAAAAUGGCGCCCACGCCGAGGAACACGAGGGAAGGUCAGUUCCUGGCUCUUUGCUGCGCCUAGAAGUGUCCUUUCCCCAUACUACUUUGAGAGCUGUGACUUUAGACAAUGCGAAAUCAGGGGUGUGAAGAAAAAAUGCUGUCCGAUGAACUUUUGUUCGUUCUUGGGAGGCAAAACGACCGAACACGAGAGUUUUUCCGGCUCAAAGAAAUGCCCGACAAGGAGCAAAACAUCGAAAAAAAGAAGGUGAGUGUCAUUUUUUGGACCUUUGGAAAUAAUUUUUUUGAAAUCUACAUAAAAUUCACUUCUUGAUAGUGGUCUGUUUGGUGUAGUGCAAAGCAGUUUCACAUAGCGCUGUGCUUUUAAAGAUGCAAAAGUCAGUUGCUCAGUUAACGUGCGGGUUUUCGUAACGCCAUGUUUAUUUUACGUUAUUUUGCAGUCGGAUGGAAAAGCACCUUGGUUUUUUGGAAAGAAGAUGCCGUUUGUGUGGGAAAACUUUCUCUAAAGUCAAAACUGUCCAGAACUGCGACAAAACAGCGUUUCGAAGGGAACUUUUGAACUUCUUUGGCGUAGAUAUUGGGCUGGACUCCAGAGAAAUCCAUCCACGGAAAGUGGGUUCGGCUUGGAGGAGAGUCGUUUAUCAUUUAAAUUCGAGUAACUUGGACCCCGAAACCUCUGAAGGGAGAAAGCAAGGAAUAAAACUGUUUGUGUGGAAGGAACACUCCUCGAACUGUUAUUGCCUGCAGAACCUCAAUAUUUAAAAGGGUUUCAAACAUGGUGAAAACUCUCAGAUCAGUUGCAGAAUCAUGCGAAGGUCUUGAUGACAUGGUGAUACGAGUAAGAUAACUGCUUCUUCAAGUUUAAACAAUAGAAAAUUACAUUUGAAACUCUACUUGUAAAUGACUGCCUUGUCACGAGUUCAGAAAAGUGAAAACAACAAGAAUAGCCCCAAGCGAGCCCACAUUGUAGGAGGCAAUACGAUAGCUUUGAAUACAAAAAUCUUGACUGAAAUGAUGAUGGUUGAUUAAUCACUGUCAUGAGACAGUAUGCAACAGUGCAAACCAGUUUCCCACUUAUAUAAUUUUCGAUUACUGAAUUAAAGUGUCAAUGCUGACAAUAUAAUAACGGUGUAUGACAUUUGCAGACUGUAGACUGCAGACUGCAGACUGCAUGAGGCAGCAAGACUGUAAAUUGAAUGAAACCAAAAGUAUCGUAAUAAAGGUGGCAUCAUCAUCAAAAUUACCUUGUUCCGAGAAGUACAUGUAAGGCCUAGAAGCGAAGUUUAUAUUUUUCAGAAUAAUGUCUGCCGAUGUCACAAACUCGCUCAUGAAUCCAUAGCAACAGGCUAGCAAUUUAGCCUACACAGAUGAAACUAAACUCUGGUUAUAUAAGUCUAUCUGUGAAACAGCGCCGGAAUCCUUAUUCUACGGGGGCCCCACCUGUGUACUAGGAUUUGAGUAUGAGCAAUGAUUGGCCUGUUAAAAAAGCCAUUGUCGAUUUGCCUAUUUAGAAAUUCAAAAUGCACUUCCGGUAAUUCGUCGAGUCCAGGUAGGAUCUGUUCGGUUUAGAUUAUUUAGCACAUCCUUAAAAACUGCUAAGAUGAAAUACGUCAUUUAAAAGGUGUUAAAUGUCCGUGAUAUAUCCUAGUUGUUUUCGUUGACGUAACUGUAGUGAGCACGAAGUGCUUGCAAUCUAAAAACUUUUUUUUACAGAAGACUACUAUUUAGACAGGCAUUAGUGGGCAUUGCUACUUGUUAUUAUCAAUUCACAAUAAUCAAAGAAGAAUAAAGAAUCAACGCAAUUAGUGAUAUGCCGGAUGAGUCAAUAAAGAGUCGCGUCGGUGAAGAAUAGCCAACAGCAUCUUCGAAAUGAGACCAAUGUAACUUUGCGCAAAAAUAUCAACCUUGUUCCCAGGCUACCUUCUCACUUUCACACGAUGUUAUAUUUUUGAUGGUGUCACCUUUAUUAGGAAGAUUUUUGGUGUAUUUUAAUUUACAAUCUGCAAUCUGUGGUCUGCAGUCUGCAGUCUGCGGUCUGCAGUCUGCAGUCUGCAGUCUGCAGUCUGCAGUCUGCAGUCUGCGGUCUGCAGUCUGCAAAUGUCAUACACCGCUGUAUUUUCGAUUGCUUAUAUAAUUUUUUAAUUUAUUUUUUAUUUGUUACUUUUAUACUUUGCCUUAGGUUAUGACAUGCAAGGUGGAAAAUGUGAAGAAUGGCUGAAAAUACACUUUAAACAGGACACCAAAUGAUCGAUCUUACAAAGCUGUUCCAUAUUUCAUAAUUACAGUCAAACCCCAUUGAUAUGGACACUGAAGGGGCCAUAGGAAGUGUCUAUAUAACGGAGGUGUCCAUAUCAAGCAAGUCCUGUUAGUCAAAAAUACACUUUUUUUAUCGAAAUACUACAGCAUCACACCUAACAUCUUUAAACAUCACUAAGCUCUUAUUCUGCAGACUGUGUCCAUGAAAACACACGGAAGUCUCGAGAAAAUAGAUCAAAAAUUAAGUAAAAUUUACCAACUCGAUUGAUGUCAAAAUGGUCUAUUAUUGUUGUGCACAAUUCAUUCAUUUUGGUGUACUAUGAUGCUGGGAACAUGUGACGUCAACUAAAUGAAAAGUUUUUUUUUACCCUACAAAAAAAAAGAGGUUGACUACAGCACACAAUGGACUAUAAAGUCUGCAGAUUAGCGAGGUUUGCUUUAUAUGAGAAUCUGUUCAUUGAGGAAGAAAAAAACGUCCAUUAUCCCUUUUAACAGGUCAGUCUGUAUUAAGUGGGUUGAAUAAAGAGAAAAAAUUAAGGGUUUUCCCUAGUGACCAAGGAAACUUCCCAUAAUAACAGGGAGUCCGCAUUAAGCUGGUGUCCGUAAAGAGGGGUUUGACUGUAUGAUACAGGACAAACAUAAUCUAAUAAUAAUAGAGGCUUAGUGCCCACUAAGUUUUUCAGUGUGUAUGUAUUCCACCUACAGUGACAGGAUAUUACUAUAAUGACAUAGUUUUUACACUAAAUCAACAAAACUCAGAAACCCAGGCAUUGUUUGGGAUACAAGACAGCCUUUAUUAAUCAUAACAAAACACAAUACAUGGUAAAUAACUAAAAGGUAAUAUUAAGUAUAAAGAUAAAGUGCUCCAACAAAUAAGAAAGACCAAACUAAAAAAGAAUUAAAACAACCUCAAUCAAAUAAUAAAAGUGAUCACACUGUCCAUGAAUAGAACAAAAUAAAACCCUUCAGGGAGGGAGGGAGGGAGGGAGGGAAAUGAUUGCUAGUGCAAUAAAAGUGAAUGUUGCUACUGCAAUACCAAGUGAAAAUGUGACUAAACUAGAAUUGUAUCCGUCUGUAACCCAUAUUAUAGUCGUGGUAUUUUUAUCUACCGUAAAACUACUAUAUCCUAGGUAGUACGCACAUGGUAUUAUGAAAUCUCUCAUGCCACAAAACUACUGUGAUGCUGUACUAGCCCUGCAUCCCAAUGUGACACCUUCCUUUGAGAUUUGGAACCGCAUCAGUCGUCUCAACUGAUGCACCCGCUUAAUAACAAUAAUUUAAAGGAACAAAUUUUUUUAAAAAAUAUAGAGAUAUGAAUAUAUAUAAUAUUUUCUUGUCUUGUGAAAAACCAUUCUAUUAAAUUUUUUGACACAAACAAUAGUAAAGUCUGCACAUCUAUUUCAUUUGUCAAAGCUGUUUUUCAAAAUACAAUUGUCAAAUUAUGUUUACGUCCUCUCAGUGACUAUUUAACAGCUAUUAGAACACGAAUACGUCCACUUGCAUUAUUUUCAUCCGCAAUGGGGUUUUGCAAUUUGCAAUAAGCAACACGCAGACAGAAGUUCGUUAAUAACUGCUUACGACUCUUCGCGAGUGCAAUUUCUACAAAUUUUAUUUAUUUCUUUGACCUUCGCAUAUUUCCAACAUGUGUGACGAUUCAAUAUACUGGAAAUUUAUAUACAGCAAGAAUAAUUAGCAUUAAGAUUAUCAUUCGAAAUUAGAUUUUAGGGCGUAUGGUAUUGCGCCUGAAGUAGAAUAGAACAGACUUCUCCAGGUCGAAGCUGUGCUCGCAGAAAUAAUUCCAAACAGGACUUCUCAAAACCUUUCCGCUUAAAAUGUAUCGCGGUAUUCAAAUUCCCUAUUCUUCCAAUUCGAUCUGAGUCGUCGAGUUGUUUCUGGUCUCUUGAAACAUUAUCAGAAAUCCACGGGUGUUUACAGAAAGCGUUCUCGAUCAUUAACAUCUCGAUAUUCGUAAAUCGAACGCUAUGACGCAUAAAAUAAUCUCGAUUAAUCGGCUCCGUAUUGCUGUUACUUUUCUUCAAGGUGCGUUCCAAGUUUCCCUGUUCGACAUUUCUGUCGAGCUUAGUCCUUUCGCGGUCAAGUCAAUGUUUUGGUUGAGCUCUGAGCCAAUCAGAUUGCAGGAAAUUACAUACCAGAUCUGGUUGUGGCCCGGACUGUAUAUACUUCCACGAAUCAUGUUAAUUUCAUAUCUUUUGAUAAUGAUGACAUGAAACCAUCGAAACGUCAAUUUACCUUUUUAUCGUUGAUUUCAGGUUUAAAUCACAACAUCAAUAAACAAAAUCUUGCAAAAUUUGGUUUCGUUCUCUCCUUACCAAAACCCGUUAAAGGGCCACUCCAAAGGAGAGGACGCCUCUGGUGCCAGCCUUAUUUUACUGAAUAAUUAAAUUGUAACUUUUAUGGACUUUUUAAUAAAGAAAAGUGGGUUUCAGGCUUUGUCACAAGGAUAAAAAGGAAAAAUUUUCCAUGUAAAAAUUCAGUUUAGUCGAUUCUAGUUUGACCAAAAUUACCUUUUAAAAGGUAAUUUUUUUCUAAGGACGGAAAAAACCCUGCGGAGGUUUUUCUAUUAACACAUGGGGAUUCUGUCAGUAUUUUAGGAGAGCUAGGUUUCUGCUCAUAGUAGUUUGUUGAAUGCAUUAAAACUAGUUUGCCUAAAUUUUUUAGGAAUAAUUUUCUCCAAGAGACUGUUUUCUCCUUCCCCACAUAAGUUUGUUUUCUAAAAGUCACUAACAGUGUAGAUUACUGCACUCAGCAAGACAACAAAUGGAUGUGUGGCUCAUGACAACAAAUGGAUUUUUAGGAAUAGAACAUUGAAAAAUUUAUACAAAUACAGCAAAUUUUAAAAAUUACAGUAAUGCAUGAUUUGUCUAGGAAUCUUUGUAUGUCAAGCCGGACUUUCACUCACUAUUUUAAACUGAAGUCCGGAUAAUUGAAUAUUCCUAGAAGUUAAUUUUCUAUGAGCGCCUUUAGUAAGGUCAGUAAGAAUUGUAAAAUGUCGUCAUUAUCUCCCAGGUGGUUGUCGGUAUGGAAAUUCAAGUAAAGCCUUUAUCUACUCCUUGACCAAUAACAACGGUUCUGGACACGCUGUGUACAAUCCUGUUAAGCUGCGAGUCAAGCCUGAUAGUUACCAUCAAGCUGUAAGAAGGUGUGAUUCAGAUGGACCAAUAUUUGGCUGGAAAGAUAUUCGCAUAUCAAACAACUCUGCUAGUAACCAGGAUUCUUCUACUUAUUGUGGCAAGAAAUACCCUCUCCCACCAGGGUAUUGUUCAUCUGCUCGAAAGUGUACAUUCUAUGUUGGAAACUCCACAUUCACGCCAACAGAUAUCGAAGUAUUCUAUGAAACAACCACAUAA